GUCGUGUGUUUUUAUAAACACACGAAGAAGAAGCAGCCUCCGGAGGACCGGGACGUUCUGAUCGGGAUCAUGUCAGGAGGCAGGUGAUAAAAGGAGAAGUCGGCUGUUCUAUCCCAGCUUAAAGAAGACCCAGGAUAGAAGCUGAGAUAGACCCGUUGAGUUGGGGGGAAUUCGCCGCUACCGAGGAAAAAAAAAAGGAUGAAUGUGCCUCUGUACUCCUGACAAGCAGAACUGGAAUGAUAUCUUGACCUGUUUUUCUGGAAGUGACCAAGUUAGCGAUGAGCGGGGGGAUAUAAUGGCCAAGAACAAGGAUGCGCGCCCCCCGUCAUUCGCCGUCAGUGUGGUUGGCCUCUCGGGGACGGAGAAAGACAAAGGGAACUGUGGCGUUGGCAAGUCCUGCCUAUGCAACCGAUAUAUUCGUCCCAAUGCAGACGGCUACUACUCGGAGCACACCUCGGUGCUGAGCACGAUAGACUUCGGUGGACGUGUGGUUAACAAUGACCACUUCCUGUACUGGGGGGAGGUGUCCCAUCGAGGGGACGAUGGGUUGGACUGUAAAAUACAGGUCAUCGAACAGACGGAGUUCAUCGAUGACCAGACCUUUCUUCCCCAUCGGAGUACGAACCUGCAGCCGUACACCAAACGGGCGGCGGCGACCAAGCUCCAGUCUGCAGAGAAGCUGAUGUACAUCUGCACGGACCAGCUGGGCUUGGAGCAGGACUUUGACCAGAAGCAGAUGCCCGACGGGAAGCUGAGCAUCGACGGCUUUUUGCUCUGCAUAGAUAUCAGCAAGGGCUGCAAUAGGAAGUUUGACGACCAAAUGAAGUUCGUCAACAGCCUCUACUCCCAAAUUGUCAAGUCAAAGAAGCCCAUUGUCGUUGCUGCCACGAAAUGUGACGAGGGCGUAGACCAGCACCUGAGGGACCUGCAGGCCUUCGUCGCCAGUAAGAAGAACCUGCAGCUCAUCGAGACGUCGGCGCGCUCCAACGUCAACGCAGAGCUCUGCUUCAACGCUCUCAUCCAGCAGCUGGACAAAACCAGGGGGAAGCCAAAAACAGUGCCAUACCUGGAGGCGUAUAAAGUGCAACGGCAGCUCGUCGCCUCAGUAACGGACAGAUUUGAGAAAUUGAUAGUGCACAACGUGAGGGAUUACCACACCACGUGGAAAACGGUGAUCAAUAACAUGAAGGGCCAACCCGACUAUGACGAGUUCAUCACCUUGGAGGGCUCCAGGAAAGCACGCAACAUGUUCACAAAGCACAUCGCACAACUGAAGCAGGAGCACAUCAAAAGGAGGAGGGAGGAGUACCUGACGACACUACCGAAAACCCUCAACAACCUCCUCAAUAACCUGGACGAGGUCGAACACCUCUCUUGGCCCGAGGCGCAGAGUGUGAUCCGGAACCGGCCCGAUUUCCAGUACUGGUUUGUGGUUCUGGAACACACGCCGUGGGACGAGACGGACCACAUCGACAUGAGCGACCGCAGGAUACCCUUUGACCUCCUUGACACCCUCGAGGGCGAGAGAAUUUACCAUAACCACGUCCAGCACUUGCUGUCUGAGAAGAGAAGGGUGGAGAUGAAGGACAGGUUCAAGAAGACGCUGGACAGGGUUCACUUCAUCAGUGCAGGGCAGCCUUGGGAGGAAGUCAUGUGCUUUGUCAUGGAGGACGAGGCCUACAAGUACAUCACAGAAUCAGAUAGGAGGGAUGUUUACUGUAGACACCAGCAGGAAAUAGUUGAAAGGGCCAAAGAGGAUUUUCAGGAAAUGCUUUUCGAGCACGCCGAGCUGUUCUACGACUUGGAUCUGAACGCCACUCCCAGCUGUGACAAGAUGAGCGAAAUUCACAGUGUGCUGAAUGAGGAGCCAAGAUACAGAGCACUGCAGAAACUUGCCCCAGAUAGAGAGUCGCUCCUCCUCAAACACAUUGGCUUUGUUUACCAUCCCACCAAGGAGACGUGUCUGAGUGGGCAGAACUGUGUGGAUCUGAAAGUGGAGCAGGUCUUAGCGAACAGGCUGGUGCAGCUCGACCACGGGCGCUCUAAUCUCUACUAUAGCAGUGCCAACAUCGAUAAGAUCAACCUCUGCCUCCUGGGAAGGGAGGGUCUCUCACAGGAACUAGCCAACGAGAUCCGAGCUCAGUCCACAGACGACGAGUACACCCUGGACGGUAAAAUAUACGAGCUGGAGCUUCUUCCCGUGGAUGUCAAUUCCACGCUGCUCUUCAGCCACACGUGGGUCACCACCUUCAAGCCACACGGCUGCUUUUGCGUUUUCAACUCCAUAGAGUCCCUCAACUGUAUCGGAGACUGCAUAGGCAGGAUCAGAGCGGAGAUAGCACAGAGCAGGAGAGACAGGUUUGCUCAGCCGCUACCGUUUAUUCUCAUCCUGGCCAAUCAGAGGGACAGUGUUUGCAAAAACAUCCCCAUCCUGAGGCACCAGGGCCAACAGCUGGCAAACAAGCUGCAGUGCACCUUUGUCGACAUCCCCUCCGGGGCCUUUCCACGUAAAUUCACAGAGUUCCAAAUCAAGCAGGGUCUCCGCGCAGUGCUGGAGGGGCUGAAGCAUAACUUUGAUGUCUUGGCCCCACUGCCCUCAAUCAAAGACAUGUCAGAGACAGACCUCAGGAUAGUCAUGUGCGCCAUGUGCUGGGAUCCUUUUAGCGUCGACCUCAUCCUCUCGCCUUUCCUGGACUCGCAUUGCUGUAGCGCAGGUCAGCCGGGUCAGAGCAACACCCUGAUACUGGACAAGAUCAUCGGGGACAGCAGGAGGAGGAUCCAGGUCACCAUCCUCUCCUACCACACCGCUAUCGGCGUCCGCAAAGACGAGCUGGUGCACGGCUACAUUCUGGUCUACUCUGCAAAACGCAAGGCUUCUAUGGCGACCCUGCGGGCGUUCUUGGCCGAAGUCCAGGACGUGAUCCCCGUCCAGAUGGUGGCCAUUACAGACAGCCAGGCAGACUUCUUUGAGAAUGAUUCCAUCAAGGAGUUGAUGACGGAGGGGGAGCACAUUGCCACGGAGAUCGCCGCCAAGUUCACGGCACUCUACUCGCUGUCGCAGUAUCAUCGGCAGACGGAGGUUUUUACGCCGUUUUUCAACGAGGUGCUGGAGAAGAAGCCGAACAUCGAGAGCUCCUUCCUGUUUGACAGCUCGUCACGCGAGUGCACCACCGGCGCCAGUGAAGACGUCUUCCCCACCUCGCCCCAUAGCCACUCCCCGGCCUACAACCCCUAUUACCCAGAAUCUGAUGACGAUAACGAGGCCCCCCCGCCGUACAGUCCAAUAGGCGAUGACGUUCAGCUUCUCCCCACACCCAGCGAGCGGGCCAAGUACCGCAUCGACCUCGAGGGCAAUGAGUACCCAGUCCAUAGCACGCCUGUGGGGGACCAUGAACGCAACCACAAAGUGCCUCCGCCUGUCCGGCCCAAACCUGUGCUCCCGAAACCCAACGUCAAAAAGCUAGACCCCAACCUGCUGAAAACCAUCGAGGCUGGCAUGCGAAGCAACCGCAGGCUGCAGCGCGGCCCGAUGGCGCACAGCGAGGACUUGGAUGCGUCCGACAACUAUGCAGACCCCGUGGACACCUUGCUCAGGUCCAGGGGCUACCACAACGACGACAUAUACGCCGUCCCCGAUGACGCGCACAGUCGUCUGGUCAAAAUUAGAAACACGUUCGGCGGGUUGCACGGCCUCCAUGGAGGAGGGGAGGAAGAGAACGGAUACGACAGGAAGUCUCACGCCGGACGGCGGGGGUCGAAAUACAAACAUCGAUCUAAAAUCCUGUUCAGCCAUACGAAGGCCUACCAAAGACGAUUCCAAUCCGACAGCGAUGGCGAGGAGUCGGGCCCCGCCACGCAGAAAAAGAAAAAGGGAAGAGCCCACCGGGGCAGCGAGGAGGACCCACUGCUCUCCCCCGCCGACCCCUGGAAGGGCGGGAUAGAUAACCCCGCCAUCACCUCGGACCCCGAACAGGAGGACAAGAAGAUGAAGAAGAAGAAGCCCAAGACGCCAAAGGAACCGAAGAAGGUGAGUGGAUUCCCCCCCAAGCCUCUGUACCCCCCCACCCGGAGAACCUGGGAGAGCAACUAUUUUGGCGUCCCCCUGCAGAACCUGGUGACCCCGGACCGACCCAUCCCACUCUUCAUCGACAAAUGCGUCGACUACAUCGAGCGCACAGGUCUGACGACAGAAGGUCUGUACCGCGUCAGUGGGAACAAGACGGACCAGGACAACAUCCAGAAACAGUUUGAUCAAGAUCACUGUAUCGACUUCGUGGCGAUGGACGUGGCGGUGAACGCCGCUGCCGGAGCGCUGAAGGCUUUCUUCGCCGACCUGCCCGACCCUCUGAUCCCCUACAGUCUGCACCCGGAGCUGGUGGAGGCCGCAAAAAUCGUGGACUACAUCGAGCGUCUGCAGGUCUUGAGGGAGAUCGUGAAGAAGUUUCCUCCCGUCAACUACCAGGUCUUCAAAUUUAUCAUCACACACCUCAACAGAGUGAGCCAGCAAAGCAAGAUGACUCUGAUGACGGCCGACAACCUCUCCAUCUGCUUCUGGCCCACGCUGAUGCGUCCCGACUUCGAGAACAAGGACACGCUGUCCACCACCAAGCUGAACCAGGCCGUCAUCGAGUCCUUCAUCGUGCAGAGCGACUACUUCUUCCACGGCGGCGAGGUGGCCGAGAGCUCCAGCAGCGAGGGCACGCCGCCGCCGCACUGCCACAACAUGGUGGAGGCUCUGCUCCCGCUGCAGCUGCCUCCGCCGCUGCAACCGCAGCAGAUCCAGCACACGCUGCACCCAGACCCGCUCAUCUAACGCCCACGGUGCAUGCUGGGUAAUAAAGAAAAAGGCCUAAGUGGGGGAUGCUUUAACCCCGGAGGAAAAAAAUGAAAUAACCCGGUUGGUGCAGCUGCUGUUGGAGGUGAAGGAGCUCCGGGGGUUUAGACACAUCGACCGUUUGUUGGAUUAAAGUAAUCUGUGAGAUCGGCUCAUCCUGCGUGGUUUAAUCCCGGAUCAGAAUUACAAUCGGACGCCACCUUUUUCUUUAUUUGGAACUAAUUUUUUGGGAUCCGACUGCCCCUUUUUUAAUGAUACGGAGACUGAAGUCGUUGAUGAUGGAACUGUUUGAUUCGGCACAUAAGACAACACUAAUCGUUGAGCAGGGGCCUGACUGGGACUUGGAUAAAGAUCACACUCCUCCCACCUUACCCUCAUGAAAUAGCACACUAAGGGUCCUGAGCAAGCCCACCUUAAAACACUCUAUACCACCUUAAAACCCUCGUCCCACCUUCCUGCUCCGAGACAACAGAAAAGGGAAAAACUCAACCCAACGACUGCAACUCAAAUAUGAAACACGUGACUCAUUAGAUAUCCCACUGACUGGUUCCUGACUCACUGACUGACUUUGUUUUUGACAUUUCAGCAAAAGGAAAACAUUUCUUCUUCUUCUUCUUCUUCUUCUUCUUCUUCUUCUUCUUCUUCUUCUUCUUCUUCUUCUUCUUCUUCUUCUUCUUCUUCUUCUUCUUCUUCUUCUUCUUCUUCUUUUCUGUCGCCCUUUGACCCCAAACCCCGGUCAGUAGGAGGAGGCGACGGGAACGUGAGAAGUUUGCAGAAGUCAGAUAAAACGGCGGAGGCAGAAAUAUAAUACAAUGUGGAUUAUUUUUUAGUCUUGGGGAUGUUUGAGGAGGACACAAGGACACGAUGAAUAAUCCUAAACCCCCACUACAUGAACUUUGACCCCUCUUUAAAGGACAGCACAUGCACGGUUUGUGUCAGAGCUCCCACACGACGAUUUCAUGUCUGUUUUGCGUCGUUUAUCUUUUUUUUUUAUUUCUAAUAUUUUUUUGUAACGUCUGAUUUUUACCCUGUUUGUGUGUGUGUGUGUGUGAUGACGGUGUGUGUGUGUGUGAUGACGAUGUGUAUCUGUGUGAACUGACCUGAGGUCUGUUUUACAGCCAGUUUGUACCUUCCCUGCAGAGGGAAGGGGGGGAUUAAGGAGGGAAUUAAAAACGAGGACAGAUGGAGUCGUAGCGCUCCGUACGAGAGAACCUGGACUGCAGAUCUUCGGCCCGACGUUCUCGUCUCUUGAGAACCUCUGAACUCUCUCUAGUUCUGAAGGGAGGACUCCUCCACAACGGCACACCAGUGAGGAGGAACCAGUGAGGAGGAACCAGUGAGGAGGAACCAGUGAGGAGAAACCAGUGAGGAGGAACCAGUGAGGAGAAACCAGUGAGGAGAAACCACUUUGUCGCGAUGCGUUCAGGGUCCGUUUCGGUUCGUAGGAGGCGUCGUCCUCCUCCCGCUUCUUCAUUUCUGCUUUUGUUCUGUUGGUUUGUUGGAAACUAAAAUUUGCAUGUCUCUGUUUUUUGCCACUUAGUGAGAAAAGAUAAAAAAAUAAGUUUAAAGUUACAAAAAAAAAAUGAAAUGAAACGCUUUGAAACUCUAAAGGAGCUCUUGUUCAGAUUUGCAUCAUUUUAUCAGAAUCUUUUUUUGUUUUUCGGGGUUUAAGGGGAAAAAGUUUUAUUGUUUUCUGUCAUGCAAGAAAUCAACUCUUAAUAUCAUAUUUUUGGUUAUAUUUCAAAUAGUUUUCCCUAAAUAGAGGAAAUAAAUAUAUAUAUAAGUAUAUAUAUAUAUAUAAAUAUAUAUAUAUAAAUUUAUCAGCAGCAGAGGUUGCUGAUGUAGUGAAUACCACGGGGUACUGGACUGUAUAAUCUGUCAGAAGCUAUAAUCAUAUUUCUUUGUCGUUCUGAUGGUGUAACUGAAACCCAUCGUUUUAUUCUGACUGUGUGUGUGUGUGUGUGUGUGUGUGUGUGUGUGUGUGUGUGUGUGU
Molecule: messenger RNA, 6827 nt
Organism: Anoplopoma fimbria (sablefish)
Lineage: Eukaryota; Metazoa; Chordata; Actinopteri; Perciformes; Anoplopomatidae
Gene: arhgap5
Product: Rho GTPase activating protein 5
Exons: 7
Coding region: 203-4813 (1536 amino acids)
Biological process (GO): signal transduction
Molecular function (GO): GTPase activity; GTP binding
Source: RefSeq, a predicted model, not a curated record